Capronia epimyces CBS 606.96 is the source of this 681-nucleotide messenger RNA. RefSeq lists its product as uncharacterized. Bases 1 to 681 code for a protein of 226 amino acids. The transcript has 2 exons. Lineage: Eukaryota; Fungi; Ascomycota; Eurotiomycetes; Chaetothyriales; Herpotrichiellaceae. The record is from RefSeq and is a predicted model, not a curated record.
AUGGUCAACAUCGCAAAACGCAUACGAAGCUUCCAACCUCUAUGGCGAAUACGAAAUGGGCAAGGCGCCGCCGUUCUCCCACCACCACCAUCUCCUCAAUUAACCCAUCUCCUCCUCCGAUUUCCUCGAGGAGAAUGGCGCAAACCAGUACAUGGCCCAAGAUUAUUUGCGAACGAGCACCUGCCACGCCUGAAAUAUCACAAUCCUGCUCUACCGAUCAGAGUCGAGACCUUUACUAGGUCACAGCUAGAGGCAACUUUUGAAAGCACCGACCGGAGUACAUUAGAGGCCUUGGAAUCUAAAUCAACUGAUUCCGAAUCUAAAGCGGAGAAAUUCAACGAAGAGUGGUCUAAAAUAGAAUCAAAACCUCAACUGGCAGCCGACCCUAGCGCGCCUUCAUCUACCUCACCUCCGGCCGAAAUCUUUACGAGACGCGCCACAGUUGACAUUGCGGGCAAGCGGCCUGCACAGAUUUGGCACUGGUUUCAGAAGACCACUAAAUGUGAAGAUAUCCCUCAAUCCCCAGAAGACGUGGAACUCAUGAGGCGGCUCAACGCAUUCUUCCAAAAGGCGGAAGUAGACAGAAAGCGUGUGCAGGUCGGGAUUGAUGAAAUGAGAAAACAGAAGGAGGACUUGCGGAAGGCCCGGGAAGCAGCUGAAAGACUCACGAGCGAGACAUAA